Oncorhynchus keta (chum salmon) is the source of this 2610-nucleotide messenger RNA. RefSeq names its product nuclear receptor subfamily 1 group D member 1-like. The record is from RefSeq and is a predicted model, not a curated record. Gene Ontology annotation, biological process: hormone-mediated signaling pathway; cell differentiation; positive regulation of transcription by RNA polymerase II. NCBI's taxonomy places the organism in Eukaryota, Metazoa, Chordata, Actinopteri, Salmoniformes, Salmonidae. Gene Ontology annotation, molecular function: RNA polymerase II cis-regulatory region sequence-specific DNA binding; zinc ion binding; nuclear receptor activity. Bases 450 to 2267 code for a protein of 605 amino acids. The transcript is spliced from 7 exons.
UGUGUCACUGGGACACGAGGCACUCCCCGGGGGUCACAUGGUCCCGUUUUCAGCCCCGUGAGAGCAGGCAUGCAGUGCGUCCUCGUUCCUUUCCUAAGGACGAGGGAAACAGAAAAAACAGACCAGUUUGGGAACUGCGGUCAGACCUACACGGAUAGAGCCAGUGACAGCAUAGACGCUUUUCGUAAUUGUUUUCGCUGGCGGUGCUCACAGAGAAGUGUUUCACAUUACGCGGGAACUUGCUCGAUAGCAGCUGCAUCCUUUGGUAGUUUAUUAACCUUGGUUCUUAAGUAUUGUAAUGGGUAUUCGAACUCAAAUAGAGCUUUUAUUAUAAAGAGGAACAUAAUGACAUCGGUAUAACAGAGAAGAGGACCUUAUUUUUGCCAAGAACCUAGCCAGAAGGGAAUUGAUCCUUUCCUAAACUGUUUUCUAUUUUCACCGAUAUCUAUAUGAAUGUUUUGGAGCCCAGGAUGGCAACAACAGCAAUGGACACAAAUAACAACAAUACAGGGGGCGUAAUCUCCUACAUCGGCUCGAGUGGCUGCUCACCGAACCGCACCAGCCCAGUGUCUAUGUACAGCGAGAACUCCUUUCUAUCCCCUCCCUCCCCCAACGGCUCCCAGGGCUUCUCCAAUGCCUACUCCAGCAGUGGCAGCUCCAGCUCCUCCAAUGGUGAUGAUGGCAACUCCUCUUCCGGCUCCGGAGGGUCCCCAAGGCUUAGGGGUCGUAAUGACAGCAGCAUUUCUCGCUGCUCCCCCAGCAAGUCCGUGGCAAGCCUUACCAAACUGAAUGGGAUGGUGCUGCUGUGUAAAGUGUGUGGAGACGUCGCCUCAGGCUUCCACUAUGGGGUCCAUGCCUGUGAGGGCUGCAAGGGAUUCUUCCGACGCAGUAUCCAGCAGAACAUCCAGUACAAAAAGUGCCUGAAGAACGAGACCUGCACCAUCAUGAGGAUUAACCGCAACCGCUGCCAGCAGUGCCGCUUCAAAAAGUGUCUGUCCGUGGGCAUGUCCCGCGAUGCUGUUCGCUUUGGCAGAAUACCCAAGCGUGAGAAGCAGCGCAUGCUGGCAGAGAUGCAGAGCACCAUGAACAGCAUGAACAACAUGCAAAACGAGUUCCAGCUGGCCAGCCUGACUCACAACUCUCCCCCUUCUCCCACUUCCUCUUCUCCCUGCCCGGGUCUGACUGUGGCACUCCAGCCCCAGGCCCUGCCUUUUGCCCCUUCCCCCUCUCCUUCAGUACAAGCCCCUGCUUCCCCUCUGCCCCCACCAUCCAACCAAAGCCCGCCACUGUUGGCCAGCUCUCCACCCCUGUGCCCCAGCCCUGGGGUGGACUGCACCAUAACGGCCAUUGCCCGGGCGCACCGUGAGACCUUUGUUUACGCCCACGACAAGCUGGCCGAUUCUGCGAGAUUGCAUAACGGAGAGGUGGACAACUGGGGCUCAAACUACUGUCCUGCUGGCUACCACCAGAACAGCAUCAACACAAUCUACCACCACAACAACAACGUGGCCCUCCAGAACCAUGGCUUCCUGGCCAUGUCUGACAGACAUCACCAGAACAACGGCAAGCAGUUCCACAACAGCAACCUGUUUGGGAGCCACCAAAGCAUUGAGACUAGCAGCGUCCCCCAGGGCCAGAACUUCCCAUGGAAAAACCACAAGGACAUUGUGCUGGCAUGUCCAAUGAACAUGUUCCCCCAAGCCGAACCAAACAAGACCCCCCAGGAGAUCUGGGAGGACUUCUCGCUCAGCUUCACGCCGGCUGUGCGUGAGGUGGUGGAGUUCGCAAAGCACAUUCCAGGGUUCAGUGCACUCUCCGAGAACGACCAAGUCACCCUGCUCAAGGCCGGCACCUUUGAGGUCUUGAUGGUGCGCUUUGCCUCCCUCUUCAACGUGAAGGAGCAGACUGUCACCUUCAUCUCGGGUACCACCUACAGCCUGGAGGCACUGAAGGGAAUGGGCAUGGGAGGCCUGCUAGACACCAUGUUUGAAUUCAGCGAGAAGCUCAACUCCCUAGAGCUCACGGCCGAGGAGCUAGGUCUCUUCACCGCUGUAGUGCUAGUGUCUGCAGAUCGCUCAGGCAUCGAGAACCUCAACUCCGUGGGGCUGCUUCAGGAGUCUCUGAUCAGAGUGCUGCGUGCCCUGGUCAGCAAGAGCAACCCCUGCGACGCCUCUCGCUUCACCAAGCUGCUACUCAAGAUGCCCGACCUGCGCACACUCAACAACAUGCACUCAGAGAAGCUGCUCUCCUUCCGCAUCAACGUAUAAAUAAGACUGUCACCACUGAUGACAAGAAAACCCGUCUGGACUCGUCGCCCAUCUCCACCUCAUAUGUGCAGUGUUGUAAACUUAAUCAUAUUCCAAACGGAGUAUGUACAAAUUUGUAUAUAUCUAGCUACAAACGUCAAUAAGCUUACUUGAAAUGUUUGAAAAAUGUGUAUAAUAUAUAUAUUUUUUUGUUAAGAUGAAAUUCUCUAAUGCUCAUAGUUAUAAAUGUGUGGGUACAAAUGUGUAAAAUACAAAUUGAGUGUAUGCAUACAAAAAAUUAUAUCCAGAACUGUAUUUCAAAAAUGUUUUAUGUAAUGAAGGCAUUAUACAAAAAAAAUACUUA